Physcomitrium patens is the source of this 1112-nucleotide messenger RNA. RefSeq lists its product as uncharacterized. Gene Ontology annotation, biological process: CTP biosynthetic process; GTP biosynthetic process; UTP biosynthetic process. Gene Ontology annotation, molecular function: nucleoside diphosphate kinase activity. NCBI's taxonomy places the organism in Eukaryota, Viridiplantae, Streptophyta, Bryopsida, Funariales, Funariaceae. The record is from RefSeq and is a predicted model, not a curated record.
GUUGUGAAAUAGAGCGAGAGUGUGCUCACAGAAGCUUUGCGAGGAGGAGGAGGAGGAAUCUCGACGUGGGUGCCGGAUCAGUGCUUGCGCCAUCACCAUUAGCGGUCUUGUUUUUGUUCUUCUUUCGUAAUCCUCAGUCGGCACCACAACCCAGCUUGCAGCUUGAGAGGAGGGAGUGAUCGAGGAGGGGCAGGUUAGGGGGGAGAAUCUAUCUAUCAUGUCAACCGCUAUGGCCGCCGCGUCCACUGUUGGGGUUGUUCCCACUCACUCUUUUACGCAAUGCUGCAAGGUCUCAUCUCUGCGGGGGUCCAGUUUUCUGAACGCCGGCCGGUGCCAGCUUUCCGUGACUCGCACUGCAGCCCUUUCAUUUCGUCGACCCGUGGCUCCGUCUCUCCGCGUCUACGCUGCGCAGGGUGAAAGCGAGAGGAGCUACGUGAUGGUGAAACCAGACGGCGUUCAGCGUGGCCUUGUAGGUGAGAUAAUCUCUAGGUUUGAGCGGAAAGGCUUUCAGCUCAUAGGAUUGAAGCUGUUCAAAACCCCUAAAGAGCUUGCAGAGGAGCACUACGGGGAAUUAAAGGAGAAACCAUUUUACGGAAAGCUCGUUGCCUACAUCAUAUCAGGCCCUGUCGUGUGCAUUGCUUUGGAAGGACCUGGGAUUGUAGCAUCUGCAAGGAAGUUGAUCGGGGCAACCAAUCCAUUAAACGCUGAGCCAGGCACCAUCCGUGGUGACUUGGGUAUCGACGUGGGGAGGAAUGUUGUCCACGGUAGUGAUAGUCCUGAGAAUGGCCUCCGCGAACUUGGGCUAUGGUUUGACGACGAUGAGCUAAUCCAAUGGGACCAACACAUGACCCCUUGGCUGAAAGAGUAGAUUCCCGCGAUCCCAAACAUAGCAAUAGAACUGUGUCAACUCCAACCAGUUUCCACUGCCAUAUUGCCAUGAUAAUUAACUGUUCGACAGAGAGCAUACAAACAAUCCUGCACAACGAAAUCCGUUUUAUCAACAUAAAUCGAAAAUGGAAUAGCUUUCGUGUAAAUGCAAGGAUUUCAUUGCAAUUCUCUACCGCACGACAGUGAAGGUGACAUGCUUUGCCUUCCUGCACUCGCACCCAGCA